CCGGAGCACCGCCUGCUGAGCACCGUCCGGAGAAACCACUGCCAUUCUGAUGAUGAAACUACUACUGGUGUUUCCAGCUUUCUCACACACAGUUUGACUUCCUGUCCUUGAGUUAAACUAACUAACUAACUCAGUCUGUGUGUGUGUGUGUGUGUGUGUGUGUGUGUGUGUGUGUGUGUGAGAAAGAAAGAGAGGAAGGAAGAGGGAGGGAUUGGAAGAGGAAAGGAGCUCGAGCGUUAGUUUUCUGAGCAUCUGGAUAUUUGUCUGGAGAAAAGAGAGGAAGAAGACAGAUUUGGAUGUAUGGAAUACCAAAGAAGAAGACAGAAAAAGUUCACAAUAAGAAGAGAGGAGGAUAGGAGGCGGGAAACCAGGAGGAGAGUGUUCUUUUUCUAACGGGACAGGAGGACUAACAGCAGGAAUGUUACCGGUGAUCCUGACAGUUUACCUCAAUGACACCCAGCAGAUGCUUACUGAGGUCCCGGUUACUCCGGCAACCAGAGUGAUUGACGUUGUGGAAUACUGUAAAGAAGCCGGAGAGGGGGAGUGUCACCUCGCUGAAGUAUGGAACGGACACGAGCGUGUUCUCCCUCAGGAGAUCUUACUGUUGGAUCUGCUCCAGCAGUGGGGGGGCAGGAGGCCGGAGGUCAGCUUCUACCUCAGACACUGCCCCUCCUGGUCACAAGGAAGUCCGCAGCCUUUGGAGCAGAGCUGGGCCCAAGAAGAAGAAGCAGAGAGUGCUGAUGACAAGGUUCCCCGUGUGGAGCUGACCCUCUCGGAGCUCCAGGAAAUGGCCACAAGACAACAGCAACAAAUAGAGGCUCAGCAACAGAUGUUGGUCGCCAAGGAGCAGAGACUGAAGUAUCUUCACCAGGGAGGCAGAUCCAACCAUGGACAGACACAGUCUGAGGCGGAGAAGCUGCAGCGGCUGAAGGAGCGGGUGGAGACGCAGGAAGCCAAGCUGAAGAAGAUCCGCGCCAUGAGAGGACAGGUGGACUACAGCAAACUGAUCAACGGAAACCUCUCUGCAGAGAUUGAGCAUGUGAGCAGCCUGUUCCAGGAGAAGCAGACGGAGCUGCAGUGUGCCGUGGUCAGAGUGGACCAGUUGACGCAGCAGCUGGAUGAUCUAAAGAAAGGACGCCUUCAGCUACACUCUGCUCCACACGCUCAGGGGCCUCACAGCGGGCCCCUGGGGCCACACACUGGCCAGAAAGGAUCACCCCUGUCUGGUCCUGCAGCCCUGGAACUGAGGAAACUGUACCAGGAGCUACAGGCUCGUAACCGUCAUAACCUGGAGCAGAGCAGCAAGCUGGCCCAGAACAAGGAUCUGCUGAACAAGAGGAACGCCCAGGUGACGGUGAUGGACCAACGCAUCGGAGACCUGAGGGAACGACUGCAUAAGAAGAGAGCAGAGUUGAGUCGUAUGAAUGGAGGAGGCCCGUCCUCGCCUCAGUCCUCCUCACACCCGGGCGCUGGAGUCUCGGGGCGAGUAGCGGCGGUCUGCCCCUACAUCCAGGUUCCAGCAGAGGGGAGGCAGGAAGCGGGGUACCCCAUGCCUGCAGACCCCCCAGCCAAACCAACCCCCCUCAGCCACAUUCGCUCCCUCUCAGAGGAGGACAGGAGUGGCAUCAGGAAGCCUCCCAGCCAAUGGAAAGUGUCAGAUUUAGACAUCGUUCUGUCAGAGCCCACUAAGACGCAUGAGGGGCCUGGGUCCCCUCAGGGGGGCCACAGUAUCAACACUAAUGAAGCAUCAUGGCCUAGCAUGAGUAAGAGUGUGUCAGAUUGGAGGAGCAACAGUCCAGAACAGCUUCCCUCUGGUUAUGGCACUUACCCCAGUGCCAGCCACCAGGCGGCGGGGCAUCACUGCCCCUCCAGCUCCCUGCCCCGCUCGGCCCCCGGGACACUGGGCUGGCCCCGAUCCAGCGCUGCAAAUGCCUCCUCAAUCUCCUCUUCAUCGUCUUCCUCUUCACAACAAAUACAGCAACGGAUCUCCAUCCCUCCAAACUCAAGCCAAGGCUCCCCCUCCCAGCCACAAACAGAGCGAACAGAUCCCCCUCCAGCGGUGGCCAUUCGUCCGUACGUCCCGGACCAUCCCUCCAGGCCCCAGUCUCCGAGGAAGGGCCCCGCCACCAUGAACAGCAGCUCCAUUUACAGCAUGUACCUCCAGCAGCCACAGGCCAAGAACUAUGGGUCUCUGAGCAACAGGACUACUGUCAAAGCAGUCUAUGGCAAACCUAUCCUCCCCACCUCCUCCACCAAUCCGUCCCCUGUCCCUUUCCUCCAGGGAGGAGGAGGAGUAAAAGCAGGAGGAGAGGAUGUAACAGAUAAAGAAGGAGGGAAAGGAGGAGAGAGUACUGAUGGGCAAAUCCUCCCCCAACCCACUGUGGACAACAUCCCUCGCCCCCUCAGCCCCACAAAGCUCACCCCAGUCGCCCACUCCCAGCUGCGUUACCAGAGCGAUGCUGACCUGGAGGUUCUGCGACGACGCCUUAGCAAUGCCCCGCGGCCCCUGAAGAAACGCAGCUCCAUCACUGAGCCUGAGGGUCCCCAGGGGCCAAACAUCCAAAAACUACUAUACCAGAGGUUCAACACGUUGGCAGGAGGCAUGGAAGGAGGCUCAGGUAAUACCUUCUACCAGCCUGACUGCACUUUGGGUGAAGUGGACAACAUCCAUUCAUCCAAUGGGAAUGUAGAACCUGGAGACAAGCACGUGAAUACGGCAACCGCCGAGGGGGAGGUCCAAAACCUGAACUCGGGCUCUCGCCGCUUGUCCCCCCCUUCUGUUGCCAUAGAAAUACCCAAAGAGACGUCAGCAAAAGCAGAAACGACCAAAAACGUGUCACCACCGACCCGAUCCAGCCCGCCCUCUGCACCUGAUAGGCCGGAGGACCAGAACAACAACAAGAAAGGAUCAAGUCCUGCACAUGGCUCUGUAGGCCACUCCUCCCCCUCAACAUCCCCUCCUGCCCCCCCUUCAAAACCUAAGGUGAAGCGAACCAACCUAAAGAAACCGUCAUCAGAGCGAACGGGCCACGGGCUGAGAGUGAAGUUUAACCCUCUGGCUCUACUGCUGGACGCUUCCUUAGAGGGAGAGUUUGACCUUGUGCAGAGGAUUAUAUAUGAGGUGGAAAACCCCAGUAUGCCAAAUGACGAAGGCAUCACUCCUCUUCACAAUGCCGUGUGUGCGGGCCAUCACCACAUUGUAAAGUUCCUGCUGGACUUUGGAGUCAAUGUGAACGCAGCUGACAGUGAUGGAUGGACUCCUUUGCAUUGUGCAGCUUCCUGUAACAGCGUCCACCUCUGUAAGAUGCUGGUGGAGUCAGGGGCGGCCAUUUUUGCCACAACAAUUAGUGAUGUGGAAACAGCAGCAGACAAAUGUGAAGAAAUGGAGGAGGGCUAUACCCAGUGUUCCCAGUUCCUCUAUGGCGUCCAGGAGAAGUUGGGUGUGAUGAACAAAGGCCUGGUGUACACUCUGUGGGACUACACGGCCCAGCAGGCCGAUGAGCUGUCCUUCAGCGAGGGCGACGCCCUCACCGUGCUGCGUCGCCGUGACGACACCGAGACAGAAUGGUGGUGGUCGCGACUUAGCGACCGCGAGGGAUACGUACCCAGGAACCUACUGGGGCUGUAUCCAAGGAUCAAACCCAGACAACGCUCACUGGCGUAAAGCCCAGAUCAGACGCUACUUGCACACACGCAUGCACAGAGAAGAAGAGGAGCCGCAUGUGGGAGGAAGCAUUAGCCAGGGAAGAAAGAACAAAGGAAGCAGGAAGAAGAGAAAACAAAGAAGGAGCUCGCAGAAACUUUUUCCAUUUGUUUGGAUGUGAUGCUGGAACCACAAAGCCACUUUAUGCUAGAAUCAUAAUGUAUAUUUUCACUGCAGUAAAAGGAAAUUGCCUGUUAUUUUGAGCUUGGCAACUUCACACUAGUUCAGCCGCAUGAGAGAAGCUAAGUAGAAAAAUAUCUUGAGGCUCAGGACAUGAAAACACGAGCUCAGAUUCAUACUGACAUUCAUCCAAAUAACCUCAUAUUUGAACUUUAUUUUUGUAUGGUGUAAGGAGAAGUGGAGAGAAGAUUGAAAUGCAGUACAGGUCAAAGUAAGUGUGAAAGAGAAGCAGGAGAGAGGAACGUGAGGUAGUGUGUCUCUGAAUGUGUUAAAGGGAUUUAGAUGGAGCAGUGUUAGUCUGGAGUAAAGUUGGAUGUGCAACCACAAGACUAACAAAACAGGAUCCAGCAAGUGUAUGAUGCAUGGUGAUCCACAGCAAACCACAUGUUGACAAUAAAAUGUUAUGGCAUGGUAACAAAACCUUUCGUUUGAACUGACACCAGAAGAAUAUUUCAUUUCUGGCAAAAUAAUAAAAGGAGCAUCUGUAAAUGAU
This is a messenger RNA of Gymnodraco acuticeps, 4376 nucleotides long. Its product is annotated as apoptosis-stimulating of p53 protein 1-like. The transcript has 24 exons. Gene Ontology annotation, cellular component: nucleus. Gene Ontology annotation, molecular function: p53 binding. Lineage: Eukaryota; Metazoa; Chordata; Actinopteri; Perciformes; Bathydraconidae. Gene Ontology annotation, biological process: regulation of apoptotic process. The record is from RefSeq and is a predicted model, not a curated record. Bases 419 to 3664 code for a protein of 1081 amino acids.